UCUCGAGGCCGGUGGCAGUAGUUGUAAUGGUGGAGGAUUGGGGCGGAGAUUUGAUUGACAGGUAAGUACAUACCUGGGUAUGUAAUGACCCAACAUAUCCUCAGGUCAGACGUCAAUGACAUAUGUACUGCCUGGCAUUUUACAACACAAGUUUACCAUCCUCGACUCGCUACGGCUGAACAACUAUUACAUUACAGACAAGUCAAUGAAUGAAAAGUAGAAAUCAGUUGGAUAUCGUCACUUAAACCAAGACUACAUGUAAACCCAAGGAGAAGAAUUUCACAGGAUUGUCAUUCCACAUGAUGUUUAGUUUCUGCACAGCUUGCAUUGGAAAUCAUUACAAUGAUAUCACAACUCCACCAAACUGAACCUCCAAUGAGAAUAAAAUAAAUGAUGUAGGCGUAGGUCCUGAUGUUGGACAGCACCAAUCAUCUUUACGAUCGGACUUGAGGACUCAUCUCUCAAUUAACUUUUGACAAUUCUUCACACAGAUCAUGUAAGCUGUUGCAUUAUAAACAGACAUGUUGCUUUGCUAGAAGUUAAGUGAAUUUUAAACAAACUUUCAUAGAUUAUAGAAAAUUUGAUUCAGAAUUAAACAGUUCAACUGACAAAUGAACUUUAGAUUUCGAUGGUUAAAAUGAGAUUUUUCUGAUUCAUGUUGGCUUAUUUGCUGAAAAAUGGAUUCCACUGUUUCUGAUAGUGUAAUUCCUGAUCAACAAUAGAUUCUAUCUGUCAUAGACAAAACACCUCCAACUGGCUAUGGAUGUGACGUCCAAGAUUUACAUCUCUCUAGAGGUAAUCAUCGGUGUGGCCGCGGUGGCUGGAAAUGGCCUCGUCCUGGUGGCCAUUAAAAGGACACCAAGUCUUCAAACUGUCACAAACUGCUUCAUAGCGAGUCUCGCCUUUGCCGAUUUACUCGUAGGAAUAAUGGUGGCACCUCUGACGGCACUGAGUUUCCAGGGAAUGCCACGAGAUUUCAUGGGAUGCGUUUUUAUCAACUCACUUGUUGUUAUGUUUACUCAAAUAUCUAUUUUUAAUCUUGUGGCCGUGGCGGCUGAAAGAUUUAUUGCUAUCAACAAUCCGUUUUUCUACCAGCGAAACAUGACCGUACGUGUGGCUCUCUACAUUGUGUUGAUAACAUGGGUGGCAGCCAUUUUGAUUGGACUGACACCUGUGUUUGGGUGGAACCUUGGUCCAACCCCGGGUAAUGUAUGUGCCUUUGUACUAGUUAUAGACAUGGCCUACAUGGUGUACUUCAAUUUCUUUGGAUUUGUGCUAACACCAUUGUUCAUCAUGUUUGUAUUGUAUUCCUAUAUAUUCUAUAUUGUCAGAAAACACAUGGCGAAAAUCGCGGCACUUGAAAUCGUUCAGGAGUCAGAAGGUCGACAAAAACAGAGACAAUUCAGGAAGGAAGUAAAAGCAGCCAAAUCGCUAGCUGUUGUGAUCGGUGUUUUCGUGAUCUGUUGGCUGCCAAUCCACAUUCUGAACUCAAUAACGCUACUCUGUAAAGAAUGUUCGUAUCCCAUGGAGCUUCUCCUGGCAGCCAUUUUGUUAAGUCAUGCCAACUCAACAGUGAAUCCAUUUUUGUAUGCAAUAGGUAACAGCAAAUAUCAGAUGGCAUUAAGAAAGAUGUUAUGUCAGAAAUGUAUGCCAAUUUCUAACAACAGCAGUGAUGAGUAUUAUACUGGAAACAAUCAUCCGAGUCGUAGCCAUAUGACCAAGUCGUCAACUGCUGGGAAACACAGAGGAACUGGUAAUGGUCACUCACCGGAGAGGAAGAUAUCGGCUAUUCCAGAAAAUGCACAGACACCAACACCAAGUAGUCAAAAUGAAAUUUUCUAUAUAAAGUAAUAAUUCUCAAAAAAAAACUUUUAUUUUUCUAUCUUAUAUACCAUCAUGAUAUCUAUCUUUUCAAAACUAGAAGAUGGUAAUUUUACAUGUAUAUAUAGAUAUUAUGUCUGGAUAUAAGGAAUCAUUACUUGAUUGUUGGGUUCAUCCCUGGCCUUAUAUCGUAAAGGUCAGAUCUAUAGUACCAUCAACCUCAGGGUUGUUGAGCAGUAUACCUAUGUGUGUCGAAAGCUUACCAAAAUACAUGAAUUUCUUCAUUUUCUAUAUUUUAAUUGGUGAACAUGUCUGUAAAAAUAUUAGAGUGAAGUAGAGAAAUAACAAAGGUUCAGUACCAGGUAAAUUUAUCUUCUGUGGAACCCAACAUCUAAUACAGGGUUUCUGUGCUACGUUUUUUGUACCUUAUAGAAAUUAAAUGUUAAUAUAAUCAUCCUGUAUCCCAGUAGAUGGGUGUGUAAAACAGCCUUUUUACUAAAACAGCCUUUUUACUCAAAAUAGGGGAAAGUGAAAAAGCAUUUGUUAGCGCUUUGAUGAACAAUUAAUAGACAUGGAUGGUUGGAUUAUUACCAUACGUUAACCCACGGCUUAUUAAGGACAUGGGCUUAUUACCAGACAUGGGCUUAUUACCAGACAUGGGCUUAUUUUACCUGACAUGGACUUAUCACCAGACAUAAGCUUAUUACCAGACAUGGGACUUAUUACCAGGCAUGGGCUUAUUACAGGACAUGGGCUUAUUUUACCUGACAUGGACUUAUCACCAGACAUAAGCUUAUUACCAGACAUGAUCUUAUUACCAGACAUGGGACUUAUUACCAGGCAUGGGCUUAUUACAGGACAUAAGCUUAUUACCGGACAUACGCUUUUUUACCAGACAUGCCAGGCUUAUUACAAGAUAAGUAAUGAGUUCCUAUAAAAACCUGAGGCAUGGAUGUUCCCAAGUUAAGGAUACAUUUCUAAUAUUACAAGCACUUUAAGAUUUAAAUUGAAAAUUGUUUUAAAUACACAGAGGGAUUUUAUAACAUAUCCAGGAUAUCAGAUGUAAAACAUUUAUUUUUGAAAUCAAUGUAAUAUAUUUAGCAUAAACUAGAAAUACUCAUUAUACCGUCCAGACAUUUCAAAAUAAAUUGCGGUGUUUUUAAUUUCCACACAUAUCAGAUUGAAUAUUUUAGUUUUUGAAGGCUGAUAAAUAUUUCCUGAUAUUUGUACACAUAAAUGAUUGUCUCCAUUGUCAAUGUUUAUGGAAUAACAAUAGGUUGUACCAUUUGUACAAAUUGCUUAAAUUAUUCCUAUUUUCUUAUUUCUUUAUUUGCUUUCACCAUGACAAUAAUUUGAGAAGUUCAAAAUGUAAUCAUUUGAUAAUGUUGAUUAAUAUGUAAGGAGAAAAAUCUCACCUUUAUGUAAAAUUUAUAUCACUGCUUACAAUAUUGACUUCUCAGAUUUGAAUAAAGUGAUAUAAAUAGUGUUGUUUUAUUCAGAUAGCUCCUCUCUACCUAGCUAUAGUAGUAUAGCCCCCUGUGUACAAAGGGAAAAGUUAAAGUUAGGAAACAAUUAAAAGGAAUCUCACAUCACCCUUAAAUCCUGAUAUCUUAGUUCUACCUCCGGGCUAAAAAGACAUGAAACCCUUGAACAUUAUUUUAAUGAUAUAUUAUUUUCAUACUUUACAUAAGGUGUGUGUCAUGUGACAUGUGUGUCAUGUGACAUGUGUUAUAUGUGUGACGUGUGUUUUGUGUCAUGUGACGUGUGACGAAUUUGUGAUGUGACAUGAUUUGUGUGACACAUGUGUCGUGUAAACAUGUGUGGCGCUGCCUAGCCAAUAUCAGUGAUACUGAUGAAUAUGACAUCAUGAUUUACAUGACAUUAACCUAUUGUGAUACCAUUCCUAUCAGAUUAUAUUUGUAUAUCUUUAUUUGUUGUUUCAUCAAUGAAUGGAUUUAUGAAAUGUUCAUACUGGCAAGAUUUUCAUUUUUGAUCCCAGUGCUGCAGCUGUUGUACAGUAUAACAAUGAUAAUGUAUUGCUUACAUCACAGCCAACACCCAUUGUCACUUCAAAAGGAUUACAUGUAUUUUGUUUAAAAAAUGAAAUAAACUUGAUCAUUGAUAUCUUU
Pecten maximus is the source of this 3950-nucleotide messenger RNA. RefSeq names its product adenosine receptor A1-like. Gene Ontology annotation, cellular component: membrane. NCBI's taxonomy places the organism in Eukaryota, Metazoa, Mollusca, Bivalvia, Pectinida, Pectinidae. The coding region runs from base 760 to 1851 and encodes 363 amino acids. Gene Ontology annotation, molecular function: G protein-coupled adenosine receptor activity. Gene Ontology annotation, biological process: G protein-coupled adenosine receptor signaling pathway. The record is from RefSeq and is a predicted model, not a curated record. The transcript has 2 exons.